Molecule: messenger RNA, 1836 nt
Organism: Strongylus vulgaris
Lineage: Eukaryota; Metazoa; Nematoda; Chromadorea; Rhabditida; Strongylidae
Source: the annotation of a GenBank genome assembly
AUGCAAGCAUUUGCUCAUCAGGUGGUACCUUGUGUUAACGUGGAACCACUAAUCGACGCGCACCAUAAUGGCGGUGCAAGUGAAGGAUUGCAACGUCAAAGCAGUGGCAGCUCUUUUUCCUGCAGUCGUAGCGAAGCAGACUCGGAAAUCAGCAAAGAGGAGCGCAAAACGGCGAACGAAUCAAAUAAUACAGCUCGUGGUUCGACGCCAAAACAGCCAUCUGUGGAGCAGUCUGGUCCGUCCGGUAUCCGAAGCUCUGCUUUCAGUUCACCUCAACCUUCUUUGGGAAAUGUUCCCGAUGCAGAUCCCUAUUCUGCUGGUUCAUCUUCAUCUUCCAAUGCUCAUCGGAAAAAGUUCUCUUUCUUCCAGCAAGGCUUGCAAAAGGUCGGAGACAAGAUGCGAAAAGGUAUGACCGGUCCAUCAUUUCGUCAAAUUCCACACUCGUCAACAAUUUCGGACCUUUUGAGCGAAUGGAAUAGCGCAAGACGAGAAAACGAACAGGGGAGCUCGAAUAUCCCAAACAGUCAAACUAUAUGUCAUAUUGCUGAUCUUCAUCAGCCAUCAGCUGAUGAUAUACUUGCAAAAUAUCAGCCUGCGGCUUCCACUUUCACAAAUGAAGUGCCGACAUCCAUGGAAGUCACCUCAUCAGCAUCUGAAAGUGCGCCAUCUGAGCAAGUGCUUGCAUAUUAUUCAUCUGAUAAUUUAACGGAAUGUCGAGCUUUCCUUGACGCUAAGAGAAAACUGCGUCUUGUUUUGAGCAGUGUAGGUAAUGCUCCUAACGUACCGUUUGAUGGAACUUGCAGAGGGAUGAGGCUUGAAGGUGAACGCGAACAGUUGGUACUGCUCUUACGAACCCUUUUGGCUGAGGCUAUUAAUGGAAGAGAGCAAGCUCUUGUAGCACACACUAGGGAGUGCUGUUUUCAUCUGAUGAUAGAAAAUGCGUGGUCGGACAGAUCUGUUGAUAGAACUGGGAUACGCCAAUUACUGCGAACCAUGAAAGAAGAGUACCGGAAAAGAUCGUCAUACUUGCUGUAUCUUCAACGGUCUAGAGUUACUCUCUUGCGCCAGUCUGCUUACGUUGACAAGAUUGUGCUGAAAAUAGAAAGAGAGAAGGCAUUGGCUGAAGAAUGUUUGGUAGAAGUCCUUGUUCGUCUUUAUAUGGAAAAUAAGGAUCAGCAAAUGAAGCGCUUCCUGCAGGAAUUCGUACUUCUGAAUGCUCAGGACGAAAAGAUUGAUUGUCUACUACGAACGUUGGCUGGGAUGUAUGCACGCUUGCCAGUCUCGUCCAUGUGGCAGAAUGCUCCUUCUCAUCUUCUCGCGUACGCUAGGAAGACAAUUGAACGCGUGAUCAUGGCUCAAAUACAUGCUCUGGCUUUUUAUCCUAAUUUAGAUGCUGAUCGUCAUCGUGACGAUUUGUUCUCUAAAUCGCUAGCGCGGCUUGGUCGAUCAACACAUCCGGAUCAUCCCAUGUUGAAAAUCCCCGCUGUGAGUUGUGCGAAGUUUAUAAAAACGCAUGAAAUUCUUCACGGUGAAGCACCUUGGUCCUCGGCCCAGGCAGAAAUUAAUGUAAUUAAUGCAUAUAAGUCUGCUCGAGAUAAGCUCUCCUGUGUUGUUCGGUGUUGCGAAACAAUAAGUAAUCUUAUUUCAAUGGCGCCGGGCAUGGGAGCAGCAGCCGCAGAUGAUAUCACUCCCAUUCUCGUCUACGCAAAUCCUCCUUCAUUGCUCUCAAAUGUUCAGUAUAUUCAAGGGUUCGGUGGCUCACUUCUUGAAGGGGCAGAAGGGUAUUGGUGGACUCAGUUUACAGCUGCCAUCGAAUUUGUUAAAACACUUCUUUGA